CUUCUGGAGUCUCCUCAUCAUCAUUGAAGCUUGUAUACCGCUCGAUCAUUCUUUCAGGAUGGCAAGAUCCGAGAAACUUUUCUCCUUAUGUAUUGCGAUCCAAAUUUUCUCCUGCUUUGCUGAUCAAUUGUUCUUGAGCAUUGACUGCGGAGGAACUGGCAACCGCAUCGAUGGGACAGGCAUCAAAUGGGUGGGCGACGACGGUUACAUUAUGACAGGGAAAGCUGCCCAAGUCCAGAAUUCCAGUAUAUAUUCCCAAGAGCUCAACAGCCUCCGCUACUUUCCCUCCCAGAAGAAAAGCUGCUAUGUGAUAGCAGGGGUAGCCACGGGCAAGAAACACAUGGUUCGGGCAUCCUUCUUCUAUGGCAACUACGACGGCAAGUCAUCGCCACCUUCCUUCAAUCUUCAAUUCGAUGGCAACACUUGGGUGACUCUGCACACUUCUUCUACCGACGCCUAUUAUUGGGAAGUAAUAUAUGGACCCAAGGGAGACAAGAUCAGCGUCUGUGUUGCUUGGACAUCGCCCGACCAGAUUCCUUUCAUCUCCACUCUUGAAAUCAGGGAAUUUGAGCCGAGCAUGUACGAAACGGACGACCAAGAAGACGUUCUUCUGCGAAGGAGCAGGAUAGCCUUCGGAGCGAAGGCCUGGGUGAGCUACCCGGAUGACCCUUAUGAUCGUUGGUGGCAUCCAAGUGGUAAGAUCGAGGGCGUGGUUACUGUGGCGAGAGAUAACAUGAGCUUCAUCCAAAACUUCACGGAUAUUCCGGGGAAGGCUUUGGUCCACGCCAUAACCCCAGCUUCGAGUAAGGCAAGGAAUCUGACAGUGCCAACUUCAGGAAUAUUUUCGGAGGAUGCUACCUAUUACUUCAUUUUCUAUUUCAUGGAAGUGUUACGGGCGGCUUCUCGAAAGAAUAGCAGGUCCUUCAUUUUCCUUGUUAAUGGCAACGGAAAUAAAAGUGAUCCUAUAGUCCCUGAUUAUGGGUCGUUUGUGACUGAGCUCUACAGUCACGGUUAUUACUUGACUGCUGGAUCGAACAUUUCCUUGGUCAACACAGCUAAUGCAUCCCUUCCUCCAAUCCUCAACGCAAUGGAAGUUUUCAAGGUCCAGCGAGGACUCGCUAAUGGAACCAACGCACAUGAUGUGAACGCAUUGGUGAUGUUACAGGAACAAUAUCAACAACUUCAACUGUGGGCAGGCGAUCCAUGCCUUCCCGUAGGGUUCACCUGGGAUUGGCUCAGUUGCAAUGCUGAUGAUCCACCACGUGUUACUGAACUGCAUCUUAGUGGAUCGGGCUUGGAAGGCACCCUUCUGGACUUCAGCAGCCUGACUUCACUUGAGAUAAUUGACUUGAGUAACAACAGCUUGAAUGGACAAAUUCCAAACUUCUUGGGGACAUUUCCUUCCUUGAAAGAGUUGAACCUGGCAUACAAUAAUUUCACUGGACCUUUACCGACAUCUUUGAAAGGCAAUAAAAAGAUACAACUAAAUAUAACAGGAAACAAGAUCAAAGAUGACCCAAUUCCGCCGCCACCAAAUGGUGGAAGAAAUAUGAAGCCGAUCAUCAUUGGAGUAUCAUUUUGGUCAGUUAUCCUAUUUCUAUUGCUAGUUGGUUGUGUCAUCUAAGCAUGCCUUCAAAUCCAACAUCUCAAGCCAUCACCUGAUGUUGUGAUGGAGAUUAAUGCAGGAAAGAACGACGUGGAUCAGACUUGAAGCUAAAGAUCCAAAUCAUCUCAUCUAUUGGACAUCGGCUUUGAACAAUGCUUUGUUUUCUGUUGAAUAAACUUUUGUUGUAAAAAGAAAGACUGGGAA
Nymphaea colorata (pocket water lily) is the source of this 1810-nucleotide messenger RNA. RefSeq names its product probable LRR receptor-like serine/threonine-protein kinase At1g51810. Gene Ontology annotation, molecular function: protein binding. The transcript is spliced from 9 exons. NCBI's taxonomy places the organism in Eukaryota, Viridiplantae, Streptophyta, Magnoliopsida, Nymphaeales, Nymphaeaceae. The record is from RefSeq and is a predicted model, not a curated record. The coding region runs from base 59 to 1624 and encodes 521 amino acids.